This is a messenger RNA of Andrographis paniculata, 1500 nucleotides long. RefSeq names its product zinc finger transcription factor YY1. The record is from RefSeq and is a predicted model, not a curated record. Gene Ontology annotation, biological process: regulation of transcription by RNA polymerase II. Gene Ontology annotation, molecular function: RNA polymerase II cis-regulatory region sequence-specific DNA binding; DNA-binding transcription factor activity, RNA polymerase II-specific. Gene Ontology annotation, cellular component: transcription regulator complex; PcG protein complex. The transcript has 6 exons. NCBI's taxonomy places the organism in Eukaryota, Viridiplantae, Streptophyta, Magnoliopsida, Lamiales, Acanthaceae. The coding region runs from base 232 to 1368 and encodes 378 amino acids.
GCAGCUAUGCAGCCAUGGCUGAAAGUCUGAAUUAGGCGGCUGAGGGUGUGCGACGGCUCAUUGAUAAAUUGUGUUCGCCGCUAAUAAAACGACGGAGAACAGUGGUUAUUCUCAAUUACCGAAGGCUAUCGGGAAGUUUUGAAGAUAUUGUUUGUUAUUUAUUCGUUGUGUUGUUGAUUUCUUGUAUGAAACCCUAGCCCCAAUUUUGUUAACAUUGGCGAGUGUUUGGAGAUGAUUCGUGAGAGUCACAUGGAGACUCACUUUGGUCACAAUCCGUUCGAUAGACGCCCCAUUACCAAAUCCAAGGCUCCCGCCGUUAAGUGGGUCAAAGAAUGGGUGCAGCAGGAUGUCAUUGCAACUGGCGGGAAAUGCUAUGUUUUGAAAUGGGUUAAUGAGGCCACAUUGAAGGCAAUGAAAGAGAAAACCAAAGAGCCGCAGCAGAUGGAACCCGAGCCUGAACCAACUACAGAAGUUCUUUUCCUAUGCAGCUACGAAGGCUGUGGAAAGACAUUCAUCGAUGCAAGUGCAUUAAGGAAGCAUUCUCACAUCCAUGGGGAGAAACAAUAUGUUUGCCAUUAUGAGAAUUGUGGGAAGAAAUUUUUGGAUAGUUCGAAACUGAAGAGGCAUUUCUUAAUUCACACCGGAGAGAGAGACUUUGUGUGCCCUCAUGAAGGGUGUGGUAAGGCAUUUUCGCUCGACUUCAAUCUGAGGUCGCAUAUGAAAACACAUUCCCAGGAGAAUUAUCACAUUUGCCCCUACCCCGAGUGUGGGAAGCGAUACGCCCACGAGUACAAGCUGAAGAAUCACAUCGCUUCUCACCACGAGAAGAUCAUGGACACUGUCAAGUACACUCCCCCGCCCGAAAAACCAGUAAAGGCUCCAAAAGCAUCCACAAGCGCCACGGGUCCUGCAUCAGCCGAGCGGCCGUAUGCAUGUCCAUACGAUGGAUGCGAGAAAGCCUACAUCCACGAAUACAAACUCAAUCUCCAUCUCCGGAGAGAGCACCAGGGCCACUUUCCGGAAGAGAAUGCAAAGAAUGCUCAGGCUAACGGCAAUGAGAUGGACGAAGGGAGUGAUAUCGAUGCGUAUGCAGGAAAACGAAGCAACAGCAAGGCUCAGAAGAGCAGGGCAAAGCCGAGCGCGAAACCGCCUCCGGCUAAACACCGUAAGGCGGCGGCUAUGGUGGCUCCUCCGGCUGCCAUAAACAUUGUGAAGAAAACAUGGCCGAGUAAAGGGAUGUACGAGGAUGAAGACAGCGAGGAAACAGAGGAGGAGCGGGACAACAUUGGAGAUGGCUGGAGAUUUCCAGACAACAACAAUAACAACAUCAAUGAGGAUGAUGACGAGGAGACUGAAUAUGAGGACUAAAACUUAAUGGUUUGUAGACUAAGUUUCUGAUAAAAAUUUAUCAUGCAUAUUUUGGCAUUACAAUGUGCUGUGUGUUAAAAAGACAAAUAUAUAUGAAAAAAAAAUACAAAAAAAACCAAAGAUUUUGUGAAA